Messenger RNA from Spinacia oleracea (spinach), 619 nucleotides. RefSeq names its product cytochrome b-c1 complex subunit 6-1, mitochondrial. The transcript is spliced from 5 exons. The record is from RefSeq and is a predicted model, not a curated record. Gene Ontology annotation, cellular component: respiratory chain complex III. NCBI's taxonomy places the organism in Eukaryota, Viridiplantae, Streptophyta, Magnoliopsida, Caryophyllales, Amaranthaceae. Gene Ontology annotation, biological process: mitochondrial electron transport, ubiquinol to cytochrome c. Bases 158 to 370 code for a protein of 70 amino acids.
AAACCCAUUAAAAAGGUCGGGUCUGAAAUCCCUAAUUACAAAGGUGCUUCUUCCCAAACACAUAUAGUUGAGCAUUUUUCGCAUUUUCUCAGUGAUCUACAAACAAAUCUACAGGCAAGGACAAUCCAUUCGUUAAUCACACUUCAACUUCUUACUUAUGGCGGACGAGGAGCCUGUUGAUCCCAAGAGGGAGAUUGAAGAAAGCAUUUGCAAGCCCAAAUGUGUGAAACCCUUACUUGAUUACCAGGCAUGUGUGAAGAGAAUCAAGGAUGAUGAAAGUGGACAUAAGCAUUGCACAGGACAGUAUUUUGACUACUGGUCUUGUAUUGAUAAAUGUGUUGCUCCAAGAUUAUUCGCUAAGCUGAAAUAGUAAAAGCAUGGUGUUGGAUUGAAGACCACUCAUUUCUUGCGGCUAUGGUGCUAGCUCACCUUCCUUCUCUUACAUUGUGGUUUUGUGCUGCACAAUGAAUGCCUUUGAAUUAUAAUUUAAUUUUUGUUCACUUAAAAAGCAAAAAUAACAGUAAUUUUUAAGCACACUGGAGACUAUUUCUAGAAUAAAAGACGGUGUGCCUGUUUUGACAGAAUCGCUUAUCUGAAACACCUUGAUUUGUGCUUUUAA